UAAUAUAAUAAAAAUGGCGGCUACGAUUUGGGGCCAAUGGGGCGAAUCGCUGUCACAUAUUUUUAUUUCGUAGAGAAUAUUGUUUUGUGCCUAAAUAUCAAUAAAAGUUUAGCGUUGGAUGUGACUGAGAUGGUCUACUUUGUUACCUGCUACUAUUCCACAGAAAUCCCUAAAGGAGAGGCAAAUAAUUAAGAUGGAACAGGACGACGAAAUAAAGUCCGGUUGUUUAUUAUUCCCACCCGCCGGAGGGAAUAUGUUCAGUAAAUUUCCAAAAAAGAAAAACUGGCAACAUAAGUAUUGUAUACUCUUCAAUGCAAGUAAACAAGGAAUUGAACGACUUGAAAUUUACGACCAGAAAGAAGAAGUCACAUCUGGUGCUAUUCCCAAGAUUAUUACACUUGAAAAUUGUAUAAAAAUAACACACUCUAGUCCAAACAUGAUCACUAUCUUGACAAAGUCUGUCACACAACAAGUUAGUGCUCAGUCAGAAGCCGAGACUUUAGAAUGGGUGACAGCACUGCAAUCUGUGGCUUUCAGGAGCAGAGAUUCAAAUCCAAUCAGCUGUGAUGAAGACAAUGACUUAUAUUGUUCUUCUGGGGAAGGAGUAUUCUCUGUAAAGAUGUGCCCAUCAGAAGCGUCAACUAGAUGUGGUUUUGAACCAGUGAGGUAUUUACUAUUGCUUACUGCCACAGCUAUAGAGUUAAGGGACAUUAAUGACAAUAAGCUGUAUGCAACAUGGCCAUAUAGAUACAUAAGAAGGUAUGGCUACAGACAGGGUAAAUUCACUUUUGAGGCCGGUAGGAAAUGUGAUACAGGAGAAGGGAUAUUUCAUUUGGAACAUCCAAACCAGUCUGAGAUUUUCAAAUGCCUUUCCUUGAAGAUGAAAACUAUGAAGCAGAUGAUUGGCAGUGACAAUCUGAACAGCCCCGAACACAGUGAAUUUAAUAUUCAAUCAUCAGCAAAUAUGUUCCCAGGGUCAAGAAGUCCAUUGGUUGCUGCAAGACCUGAUGAUCUGAACUUGAGUUCUCUUUCAUUUAAAACAGCUUCAGUUUCAAGUCAACAGAGCUCAGUAUCUGAAAGGGAUACUGCUCCACUUUUGAUGCCUAAACCUGCUCUGAAACCUAAGCCACAAAAACCGCCUCGUAAGGUCAUUAAUCUCCAUAAAUCAAGUAGCAAAGAUCUGCAAUCUUCUACUGAUGACAGUAUAGAUUUUGGCAGAUUCAAAAAACUUGAAGGUUACAAGGAUUUGCCAAGUUCAACGGAUGAAAGUAUAGACUUUGGGAGAUAUAAAAAGCUUGAUAACUAUGAGCCUAUUGACCAGGUAAAAAGGGAAAGUCCUCCCUCUGUGCCAUAUGAUAAAGUUGAAGUACGGAGUGAUGCUUGGAAAACUCUAGGUAUUGAUGACCCUGACCACACUGAAUACACUCCCAAUUUAUCUGAUAAUCCCAAUUGUUUGAAACUUAUAUCAAGAUCUCAAGACAACUUGAACUGUCAUGGGCCUGAAGCAUCUAGGAUCAUACUUUUGCCAAGUCCAGCAGUAGACCCUGAGGAUGAAAACUAUGAUAGGUUACAAUACUUUGGUUCCACAAGUAAACUCAAUAAGUCAUCACGUUACAAAAAGAUUGAGGCAAGGCCAAGUACUUUAGCACUAGGAGAGCCCAAAAGCAAGGAUACUUGGAAUGAUUAUGAUGAAGUUGAGAAUGUUAUGCAAACUGCAAGAUUGGCUGAUGAUUCUCAUCUGGGUUAUGGUAUGAUUAGGAAACCAAACACUCCUGGACCUCAAGUGCCAACUGCGGCUCAGGCUCAAGUUUUACAAAAUACGGUGGGACUGGAAGAAGUAAACCACAACAAUUGUAACGGCACUGAUUAUGCCAUUGUGAGCCGUCCGAAAAGAGUUUAAGCUUGUUGAGUUUGGAGAUGACACUUUUUAAAGACUGAAUCUUGAUCGAUCUAAUCACUCAAAAGUUUUAACAAUAUUUUUAGGCAAAGUGAAUUGGAUUUUUGUGUAGUUAAGCAAUGUUCCAUGGUGGCUAAACUCUUGAGACUGUAUUUUGCAUUCCCAUUUUUUAUAUAAUUUGAUAUUGAGUGGACCAGUGUAUACUAGUAUGUAUGUACAUGUUUUAAAAUGCACAAGUAUUUUAUUCAUAAGAGAUUAUGUAAAUGAUAAAAUGUGAUUAUACUGUGCCUUAUAUUUAGAGUAGUAUUUCGAAUAUGCAUCGAAUAUUAAUGUUAACCAGCUUGUGCCAAUUUGAAAAUGGUUAAUUUUAGGUAAAAGUGGAUAUAUUUUAGUAAACUCUCUACUUAAAGUUUAUAUUUUGUAAGCAUGUACACCAUUUUGUAAGUAUUAAGUUGGCCAUAUUUUUGUGAUUAUAAUCUCACUAUGUCGUCGAUAAAUAAAUCAUAUAUUCGCAA
This is a messenger RNA of Pectinophora gossypiella (pink bollworm), 2412 nucleotides long. RefSeq names its product fibroblast growth factor receptor substrate 2 (gene Dok). The transcript has 2 exons. Gene Ontology annotation, biological process: positive regulation of MAPK cascade; cell surface receptor protein tyrosine kinase signaling pathway. Gene Ontology annotation, cellular component: cytoplasm. The record is from RefSeq and is a predicted model, not a curated record. NCBI's taxonomy places the organism in Eukaryota, Metazoa, Arthropoda, Insecta, Lepidoptera, Gelechiidae. The coding region runs from base 194 to 1900 and encodes 568 amino acids.